Molecule: messenger RNA, 1791 nt
Organism: Cladophialophora bantiana CBS 173.52
Lineage: Eukaryota; Fungi; Ascomycota; Eurotiomycetes; Chaetothyriales; Herpotrichiellaceae
Exons: 1
Coding region: 1-1791 (596 amino acids)
Source: RefSeq, a predicted model, not a curated record
AUGGACUUUAUCGCGCCUCAAGCUCCCUUCUCCUUCUCCCCUGUAGCCUCAACUCCAACAAACCUGACGGCCACCUGCCUCUCCUCACCUCUCCCAAGCCCGACUCUGUUCGGCGGAGAGAUCCUCAACGUAACCUCGUCGCUGGUCAGCAACUACACCGCACAGUUUUGGUAUCCGCCCAAUUUCUUCAAUUCGGACCCGCCAUUGUACGGAGAAGCCGGAAAUCUCUUCUUCUGCAAUGUCACCGUGACGUACACGCACCCGGGCCAAGACGACUCCAUCAAUGUAAAUCUGUGGCUGCCCCUUUCAGUGUCGGAUGAGCUCUACACAGACGCCAAUGGCAACCGGCCAGAUCAUUGCUCGGUCACUAAUAGUGGAACAUCGCCAUUUUGGAACGGCAUUCUUCUCUCCCAUGGCGGCGGUGGCUUCUCUACCUGCCUCCCCGGCUUUGUCUCUCAUUCCGCCCUUUCCCAAGGCUACGCUAUCUCCCGCACUGAUGGUGGCCAUCCAGGCCAAUCCCUGACUACUCCUGACCAGCCUAAAACUGAGUCAUGGGCCAUGGUCUCCCCGGGAAACGUGAAUUUGUACCUGCUGCAAGAUUUCGCAUCCACAUGCUUGCACGAUAUGGCCGUCAUUUCCAAAUCCAUCGUCGCCUCCUUCUACGGCACCGCUCCGAAGUACAGCUAUUUCCAGGGCUGCUCCACCGGCGGGAGACAAGGCCUGAUGCUCGCUCAACGCUAUCCUGGGGACUACGACGGCAUACUCUCAGCCGCGCCCGCGAUCUACUGGCCCAAGUUGAUUGUCAUGCACUACCUCGCGCACAUGAUGAUGCAUUCCCUUCAGGAGUAUCCUCCGCCAUGUGAGCUCGAGGCGAUCACGAAGGCCGCGAUAGAGGAGUGCGAUGAAUUGGACGGCGUCAAGGACGGGAUCAUCUCGAACGAAGAAAAGUGCGAAUAUGACCCCUUCAAGCUCAUGGGGAAGGAAAUCCCUUGUGAGAUGGAGUAUGCAGACGACGAUGAAAACGAAGAUGAUGAACGACGCCAGCAGCAAGCAAAUCGCACAGUCAUCAAAGUCGGCUACGCCGGCCCUCACAUUGCAUGGCACCUCUGGGGCGGAGCGCGGGGUUCCAUCAGAGAACCCAACUGGCAUCCGCUCACGCACUCGACACCCUUGACAUCCUUCGCCUCGACCACCUGUUUCAGGAAAAACAACACCUGCGUGGCAAAUCCGAGCCGGUUGAUGCUCGACUGGAUCAGGCUCUUCCUCUACAAAGACCCCAGCCUCACGGCCGAGGACCUCGCAAAGCGGAUCACGCUCGACGAACUGGUCCGUCUCUUCCGCCAGUCCGACGAGGAAUACCAUUCCUUCCUCUCGACGAGCAGCCCCGACCUGAGCGCUUUCCACAAGCGCGGCGGCAAGAUGAUCACGUGGCACGGCACGAGCGACGAAGCCAUCAUGCCAGGCCAGACGGUGCAGUACUACGAAGAAGCCCUGCGUUUUGCGGCUUCUGGAAUCUCCACCGACACGAAAGACUUCUACCGCCUGUUCCUAGCCCCAGGGAUCCAGCACUGCGGUAGCGGGGAGGGCGCCUUACCGAUAAAGGUGCUACCCCAGUUGAGGAAGUGGGUCGAAGAAGGCGUCGCCCCGGACGUGCUCGAGGGGGAGAGCUUUGGCAGAGACCACGGAGACAAAAUCCGCAGGCCGCUGUGCAUGUACCCCCUCGUGGCGAAGUACAAGGGCCAUGGGGAUAUGAGGAAGGCUGAGAGCUUUGAGUGUGCGGGUUCUUUCUGA